AUGCCUUCGUAUUCAGAAAUGCUUUUGAUGGUGAGCAAAUCCUUGAGACAGCUUUUGAUUGAUGCAUACUCAAAGUUGGGUCUAGUUAAGGAAGCAUACAAAGUGUUUGAUCGUGCCAUGGAAAAGAAUGUGUUGCUGUGGAAUGCAAUGAUCAGGGGAUUUUGCUACAAUGGAUUGUCAGAGACAAGUUUGGAGUUGUUUGUGCUCAUGAUGAACAAAGGCUGUGUGAUGCAGGCUUCAACUUUUACUAGUGUUUUGUCGGCUUGUUCAGCUGGGAAGAAGGAUCUUGGCAAGACAAUUCACGGGGAGUUGGUUAAAAGGCCAGUGUUGACGAGCAUGAUUGUGCAGAGCUCUUUGAUGACAAUGUACCUGAAAAAUGGGGACAUCGAAGCUGCAGAUGCUUUAUUUAGUUCACAUGAGGAUCAUGAUAUCGUUGCUUGGGGCGCCAUGAUUUCAGGCUUUUGUCAAAACAAGAAAUUCGAUAAUGCUUUGAGUUUAUUUCAUCAAUUGAUGGCCAAGGGAUUGAAGCCGGAUUCAGCAGUUAUUGCAAGUGCACUCUCUGCUAGUUCUAGCUUAGGAUGUCUGCAACUCGGAUAUCAGUUUCAUGGACUCACCAUCAAGAACAGCACUGCUGCUGAUGUUUUUGUCGGAAGUGGUUUGAUAGACAUGUAUGCCAAAUUUGGCAUGCCAAAAUCAGCAGAAUGUGUACUCAGUGACAUGGCUUACAAGAAUUUGGUGGUUUAUAAUUCUAUGAUCUCAUGUUAUGGAAGGAAUGGCAUGGUUGAUGAUUCCAUCAAAGUUCUAGCCAAAAUAUCUCAGCUGGGAUUGACCCCGGACUCGAUCUCAAUAACUAGUUCUCUUGCUUCAGUUUCCUCUUUGGCAGCAUUGGCCAAAGGCAAGAUGAUUCAUGGAUAUCAAGUAAGAAAUCAAGUUCUAACUGAUGCUCUCGUCGAAAAUACACUUCUUGACAUGUAUAUGAAAUGUGGUUGUUUGAGAUACGCUCGAAGAGUCUUUGAUCGAAUGACAUUUAAAAAUUUAGCAGCUUGGAAUACAGUGAUUGCGGGGUAUGGAUCUCAUGGACAUUGUUUAGUAGCAUUCGAGAGUUGUUUGAAGAGAUGA
This is a messenger RNA of Dioscorea cayenensis subsp. rotundata (Guinea yam), 1119 nucleotides long. Its product is annotated as pentatricopeptide repeat-containing protein At2g40720-like. Gene Ontology annotation, cellular component: intracellular membrane-bounded organelle. Gene Ontology annotation, molecular function: RNA binding; protein binding. The transcript is spliced from 2 exons. The coding region runs from base 1 to 1119 and encodes 372 amino acids. Lineage: Eukaryota; Viridiplantae; Streptophyta; Magnoliopsida; Dioscoreales; Dioscoreaceae. Gene Ontology annotation, biological process: RNA modification. The record is from RefSeq and is a predicted model, not a curated record.